UUCCGGAAGUGUUUUACUUCCUAACGGAAGCCAAGAACUUGUGUAAAGUUUAAAAACCUGGUCCAAUUCUCGUUUUUCAAUAAGUAGGCCUAGACUUCGCUGUAACUCUUGUCUUUUCACAGAUUCUCUAUUUUUAGUACAAAUCCAGCAUUUUCUAGAGAUUUUAAAACAGAACGAAAUUUAAGUAUUCCAUAAAAUAGUAUACAAAAAAUUUAGCGAACAUUUUUCCUUUUAAUAUUCUUUUGGUUGUUAGGUAGUUAUAAAUACAGUUCGCGGUUUGAUUUGUUAUCCCAAGCGCAGAUGUCUUUUGGUAACUCCCCGAAUUUGGAAAGACGUCAAUCGGCUACAGCUAUGACCAUUCUGGAGGUGGAACCAACACCAGAUGGCGAGGUCAAGGAGGAGACCUCAGAUACGUCUCCCGCCGGCGAACUAGUGCCAGAGAGGGAGGGGGGUUCUGUGAGGGUCCCGUCCCGAAUUGAGACCAGGAGGCCAUUGGAAGCGAAAGAAAAAGGGUCAAUGGAGGACUUUCUAGUCUCGCUGUUCGAGUGUCCGGUUUGCUUUGGCUAUAUAAUGCCUCCGGUUUUACAAUGCGCUCGCGGCCAUCUGUUAUGUUCCUUCUGUCGCCAGAAGGUUACCCUGUGUCCCGUCUGCCGGAUCUCUAUGACCAACAUCCGGAGCCUGGCCAUGGAAAAGGUGGCCACCAAACUGAUCUUCCCAUGCAAACAUUCGCAAUACGGCUGUCGAGAACGGGUUUUGUAUGGAGAGAAGCUCAAUCACGAGGAGGACUGCGAAUGGCGACCAUACAAUUGCCCAUAUCCGGACGAUAAGUGCAAGUGGAAGGGUCCGUUGAAAGAUGUAUAUCUGCAUCUAGUGCAUGCACAUGAGAAUGUGAUCACCAUGGAAGGUAACGAUAUCAUCUUUCUGGCCACUAACGUAAAUCUGGAAGGCGCCCUCGACUGGACAAUGGUGCAGUCGUGCCACGGUCGACAUUUCUUGCUCUCACUGGAAAAGAUCUAUUUGGGCGAGGGAUGUCAGCAAUACUUUACCGCAUGUCGGAUGAUCGGAACCAUGAAGGAUGCUGCCAAGUUUAUGUAUAAUAUCUCUCUGGAUGCCAAUAAUCGCACCCUGAGAUGGCAGUCCAAGCCCAGAUCAAUCCGCGAGAGUUUCGCCUCGUUUACCCAUGCAGAUUUCUUGGUUCUCAACAAGAUGACCGUAGAACAGUUCUCGGAGGACGGCAAUCUCGCCCUGAACGUGGUCAUUAAAAAGGUUCAGGACCCUGAUGAAAACUGACUAAACUUCCUUCCCAAUUAGAUAGAUGUUAAUGUGAUCAUAUAAAUGCAUCCAUACAUAAAAUAAAUUUAUUGUACAUUCCAAGAA
Molecule: messenger RNA, 1377 nt
Organism: Drosophila eugracilis
Lineage: Eukaryota; Metazoa; Arthropoda; Insecta; Diptera; Drosophilidae
Gene: sinah
Product: probable E3 ubiquitin-protein ligase sinah
Exons: 2
Coding region: 301-1290 (329 amino acids)
Biological process (GO): proteasome-mediated ubiquitin-dependent protein catabolic process; multicellular organism development
Cellular component (GO): cytoplasm
Molecular function (GO): ubiquitin protein ligase activity; ubiquitin conjugating enzyme binding; zinc ion binding
Source: RefSeq, a predicted model, not a curated record